This is a messenger RNA of Colletotrichum destructivum, 2395 nucleotides long. RefSeq names its product Putative major facilitator, sugar transporter, major facilitator superfamily. The transcript has 3 exons. The record is from RefSeq and is a predicted model, not a curated record. Gene Ontology annotation, molecular function: carbohydrate:proton symporter activity. Lineage: Eukaryota; Fungi; Ascomycota; Sordariomycetes; Glomerellales; Glomerellaceae. Gene Ontology annotation, biological process: carbohydrate transport; transmembrane transport. The coding region runs from base 634 to 2226 and encodes 530 amino acids. Gene Ontology annotation, cellular component: membrane.
CGGGCCGGAACCGGUGCACCACCACCGUACCCCGGGCGAGGUUACAUACCCCAACGUGGAGCUAGCCGAUCGUGUCUGGGCGGGGUUGGGGCCAUGCGGGGGAAACUGCAUGUUCGUUGUGGGAAUGUCACCACGAGGGGGCCGGAGAUAAGGGUUAUAAUGUUCACGAAGGCGCCCGACUUGUUUCUUAUGUUGUGUCUAUUUUACUGGAGUAGAGCACGAAGUGUACAUAAUCAAGUCCCUUAGUUGAGAGAUACCAAGACUACGUCCCAACUUCAACGAGACAUAUGCCAACGAGAAUACUUCCUUGGGCAGCCCUGGCUGAAAGCUGAUAAGCAAAACCAACGAAUCCAAGGAUUUGACCACCCCGCUAACGUCUCCUGAUGUCGCCCUAUCGGGAAGCUGAAGAUCGUCCCCCUCAAAGCGUCCUAGACCGACCAAUCCUACCUGCUCCGGCCCGGGCGUUGACCGGGCAUUGUAGCAUUGAUAUCGAUACCCAGGAUAUCUGUGAAGACGACGCCAGAAUGGGGGAAUACCAGCUGGAACCCACAACAUAUGAACAGAUCGAUUCCCAACUUAUCUCGAAACUAGGAACUAUCCUUAGCAUCAAUCCAUGGCUUGAGGAACACAGCAAUGUCGAAACAGGCUACUACCAACACCAUGGCAACGGAGCCCGCGGGCAUCCCCGUCACCGUCGACGCCGCCAUCGCCAGCAAGAGGGGCGCCCUCAAGUGGCUGUCCAACCCGGGCAUCGUCAAGCUCAACUGCGUGCUCGCCCUCUCCCUCGUGUCCAGCUACGCCACCGGCUACGACGGCUCCAUGAUGAACGGCCUGCAGUCUCUCGACACCUGGCAGGACUCCUUCAACCACCCCGACGCUCAGGAGCUGGGACUACUCAACGCCAUCCAGAACGUCGGCCAGCUCCUCGCCCUCCCCCUCUGCGCCUGGUCCUGCGACCGCUUCGGCCGCAAGCCGUCCCUACUCGCCAGCGCCUCCGUCCUCCUCGUCGGCGUCGCCCUGCAGGCCGCGGCGCAGGACGUCGCCAUGUUCAUCGCCGCCCGCGGCGUCCUCGGCUUCGGCCUCGCCCUCAACAUCACCGCCGCCCCGCUCAUGAUCAUGGAGCUCGCCUACCCGUCCCAGCGCGCGCCCCUCGUCAGCAUCUACAACUCGCUGUGGGGGCUCGGCGCCCUCGCCGCCGCCUGGAUCACCUUCGGCACGUUCCGCAUCGGCAGCACCUGGGCCUGGCGGAUCCCCUCCGUCCUGCAGGGCGUUUCCAGCAUCGUGCAGCUGGGGUUGUGCUUCUUCAUCGAGGAGUCGCCGAGGUGGCUGAUCUCAAAGGAGAGGGACGCCGAGGCCGAGGCUUUGCUUGUCAAGUACCACGCCAACGGCGACGCGGCGGAUCCCAUCGUGCCGUUGGAGAUGGAAGAGAUCAGGACCGCGUUGAGGCUGGAGGCCGAGGUGUCGCGGACGACGUCGUACCUCUCCUUCUUCCACACCCCGGGGAACCGUCGAAGGCUUCUCAUCAUUCUUUGCGUCGGCUUCUUCUCCCAAUGGUCGGGAAACGGCCUCAUCUCCUACUACCUCUCCCUAAUUCUUAACUCCAUCGGAUACACCUCCCAAGACACCCAAACGCUCAUCAACGCCCUGAUCACGCUCUGGGGCCUCUUCUGGGGCAUCCUCGCCUCGACCCUCGUCAACCGCUUCCGCCGCCGCACCAUGUUCCUCGCCUCCACCCUCGGAUCCCUGGCUUGUUACGUCGUUUGGACCGCUCUCCAGGCGACCUACGAGAGGCAGACCGACCUCACAGGCGCCGGGUCCCCCGCACUCGCGAAGGGCGUCCUCGCCAUGAUCUUCCUGUACAACGUCACCUUCACCGUCGGCUGGGGCGCCCUGCAGGUCACCUACGUCGUCGAGAUCCUGCCCUUCCACCUCCGCGCCAAGGGUCUCGUGCUGUACAACCUCUUCGUAGCCCUGGCCCUCAUCUUCAACCAGUACGCGAACCCUAUCGGCGUGACCAACGCCAAGUGGAGGUACUACAUCACCUACGACGUUUGGCUGGCCUUCGAGGCCGUCGUCGUCUACUUCCUGUUUGUCGAGACGGGCAAGAUGAGUCUGGAGGAGACCGCCGUCAUCCUGGACGGGAACGAGGACAGGCUGACGGAGGAGGUGGCGCGGAGGACGGAGAAGCUCGCUAUGGAGACUGGGAGAGACGGCGCUCGUUUGUAGGGUUGUUGGGCUAGUUUAUAACCAAGGCGAAACAACAGUCUCCCACUGCGAUUAGAGAAAGGGGCAGCAGAUUUAAUCAGCCGAGCACCAUAAUGUUGCACUCUCAGAAAGUUCCCGUGACGAUUCGAGUCUAUAUGGCAACACGGAAAGGAAUGGGGCUACUGCCAUU